Galeopterus variegatus (Sunda flying lemur) is the source of this 2757-nucleotide messenger RNA. Its product is annotated as procollagen galactosyltransferase 1-like. Lineage: Eukaryota; Metazoa; Chordata; Mammalia; Dermoptera; Cynocephalidae. The transcript is spliced from 11 exons. Gene Ontology annotation, molecular function: procollagen galactosyltransferase activity. The coding region runs from base 1 to 1434 and encodes 477 amino acids. The record is from RefSeq and is a predicted model, not a curated record.
AUGCCGGGCGGGCGAGGGGGCACUGUCGGAGGGGUGGCUACAGACCACAAUGUGGACAACACAUCAGCUGUGCUGCGGGAGUGGCUGGUGGCCGUGAAGAGUUUUUACCAUUCUGUGGAAUGGCGGCCGGCGGAGGAGCCCAGGUCCUACCCGGAUGAGGAGGGCCCCAAACACUGGUCUGACUCACGCUACGAUCAUGUCAUGAAGUUGCGCCAGGCAGCCCUGAAAUCAGCUCGGGACAUGUGGGCCGAUUACAUCCUGUUUGUAGAUGUGGACAACCUGAUCCUCAACCCUGACACACUGAGCCUGCUCAUCGCAGAGAACAAGACGGUGGUGGCUCCCAUGCUGGAUUCCCGGGCUGCCUAUUCCAACUUCUGGUGUGGAAUGACUUCCCAGGUGCAGAUGUACGUGUGCAACAAAGAGGUGUAUGGCUUCCUGCCGGUGCCACUGCGGGCGCACAGCUCCCUCCAGGAUGAGGCGGAGAGUUUCCUGCACGUGCAGCUGGAGGUCAUGGUGAAGCACCCGCCGUUGGAGCCCUCCCGGUUCAUCUCGGGGCCCACCAAGAUGCCUGACAAGAUGGGCUUCGACGAGGUCUUCCUGAUCAACCUGAAGCGGCGGCAGGACCGGCGGGAGCGCAUGCUGCGGGCGCUAUGGGAGCAGGAGAUCGCGUGCCGGCUGCUAGAGGCCGUGGACGGCAAAGCCAUGAACACCAGCCAGGUGGAGGCGCUGGGCAUCCAGAUGCUGCCCGGCUACCGGGACCCCUACCACGGACGGCCCCUCACCAAAGGCGAGCUGGGCUGCUUCCUCAGCCACUAUAACAUCUGGAAAGAGGUCGUGGACCGGGGGCUUCAGAAAUCGCUGGUGUUCGAAGACGACCUGCGUUUUGAGAUCUUCUUCAAGAGGCGCCUGAUGAACCUCAUGCGGGAUGUGGAGCAGGAGGGCCUGGACUGGGACCUCAUCUACGUGGGCCGAAAACGGAUGCAGGUGGAGCACCCCGAGAAGGCCGUGCCCCGUGUGAGGAACCUGGUGGAGGCUGAUUACUCCUACUGGACACUGGCCUAUGUGAUCUCCCUGCAAGGUGCCCGCAAGCUGCUGGCUGCCAGGCCACUCUCCAAGAUGCUUCCUGUUGACGAGUUCCUGCCUGUCAUGUUUGACAAGCACCCAGUGUCCGAGUAUAAGGCCCACUUCUCCCCCCGUAACCUGCGUGCCUUCUCCGUGGAACCCCUUCUUAUCUACCCCACGCACUACACAGGGGAUGAUGGGUACGUGAGUGACACGGAGACCUCAGUUGUAUGGAAUAACGAGAACGUCAAGACUGACUGGGACCGUGCCAAGUCCCAGAAGAUGCGGGAGCAGCAGGCACUGAGUCGUGAGGCCAAGAACUCAGAUGUGCUCCAGUCCCCGCUGGACAGUGCUGCCCGUGACGAGCUCUGAGGGGCAGCAGCCAAAAUGCCAAAGCAGCCAUUGCUGGCCCAACCUUCACGUGCUCACUGGGGACAGCAGAUCCACCUGUGGAUCCUGGGGCAGGCCGUGGAUGACUCUCCAUGCAGGGUGGUGUCCAGCCAGCUCUUGCUCAGCAAUCACAUGCACACAGGCAGCAUUAAUGAAGUGCCUACUGUAUGCCAGGAACAGGGCUUGGCGCUGGAGGAUUGGGCAAGAACAAGCCCUCUUCAUUCAUCUGUUCAUGUGCCCAACACUUAUUAAGCACCUGCUGUGUACCAGGUCCCUGUGUUAUGGCAGCGAACAAGGCAUGAUGGUUCACUUCAUCAGUGAUUGAUUCAGUCAUCAAGCAUGUAUUGAUCAGAUUAAGAACCAGGCGCUAUGAUACACAUUAAUUUUUAAAAUUCAUUCAGGUAUUUAUUGAGUACCUACUAUGUGUUGGGCACCAUUCUAGGUUCUGGGGAUAUUGAGGUAAGACACUUUGAUUAAUUUAUUCGAACAUGUAUCAAGCAUCUACUAUGUGCAUGGUACUUGUGACACAAAGAUAAGUUCUUGAUUGGUGCAUUUAUAUAGUGCCUGUUGUGUGCCAGGAGCUGAGCUAGGUGCUGGGGAUGGAGGUAAACAGGUGCUUUUCACUUCUCACUUGGUUUCUUACACAUCUCUAGAGUACCUGCUGUGCUCCAGGCACCAGUGAUACAAAAGUGUGACAUUUGCUCCGUCGGUGUUUUUCAUCACCCACUGUGUGCUCGGCCGCAUGCCAAGUGCUGGGACACAGAGACGUACGAGUCCCUUCAUUUCUUCAGGCAGCAAGCAUUAAUUGAGCACCUACUGUGUGCCAGGCCUCACAGACUCCCAGUUGGAUUGAAUGGUUGUCCAAGUUUGCUUCUUCCUCAUCUCUCCUCACCUGAGCUGUGUGCAGACAACCCCCACUGCCCAAGAGUGUCCCUCUGGUAGCUCUAUCUCCAUCAGGCAACCACGGUCCCAGUGGUCACCUGGCCACAUGUUAGCCCCCCUGGAGGGGGCACAAGAUGGAGAUGGGGGCUGGGUCUCCCUUGCCCUCCCCCGUUCCUUUUGUGUGACCUCCCUGCCCUUGCGUCUCAGGUGUGGUCUCUGCCUGCUGGAUGAGGUUGCUCUGUUCAAGUCUUCGGUGGGAUCAUGUGUUUGGGGGCUGGAGGGGCUGCUGUGCCUUCAGACUGAAUCGAAUGUCAGAUGCAGCCAGUGGUCUUCAUCCUCUGGGGGCUAACUCUGCUCUCUGAGUUGGGUCCUGAAUAACUUGCUUAUUUUUUUAUUAAAUGUUCCUGGUUGGUUUUCACUGAA